UCCAGCACGAACUCAACUGUUGUCAGUUGUUCCGAAGAAAGGAGUUGAGUUUCCUGUUUUGCCUUCUAACUCCUGCGAGACUUUAGGCUGGACCAGUUGUGCUCUGUCAUCAUUGCAAUUGGGAAAGACGACAUUGGUUGUUGAAGAAGAAAAUGGGUGCUUCCGGAUGUUUGAAAGUGUCGUUGAUGGUGAUCAACUUCCUCGUCGUGGUGUUGGGUAUCGGAUUGUUGGGUAGCGGAGUCUAUCUUCAGCUCUCACAAACAACGGUUGGACCCUACUUGGCCAUAGCCAAUGUCAAUCACACUACAUUUGCAAUCGUCCUGCUCGUUGAUGGCUUCCUCUGCAUGGCCAUCGGCUUGUCGGGCUGCAUUGGUGCUAAGAACGAGCACCGCGGAUGUCUGAUAUUUUAUGCUUCCCUGCUCUCGCUCAUCUUCGUUGUCUUGGUAGCCGCUGGUGGUCUUAUAUAUGGAUAUCGAUCGCAGUUGACCGUGACCAUUGAAAAGGGGAUGACCAAGUCGAUCGGUGAUUACAAUAAGACUACGUCCGUGACGACAGGAUGGGAUAUUGUACAGCGAGCGCUGGACUGCUGUGGCGUAAACAACUACACCGACUAUGACGUAACCGCCUGGGAUACUCGCUCAGGUAUACUGCCAGACUCGUGCUGUGCCAACUCAACAGUUUCCUGCACAUCCGUGAACGUUUAUCAAAAGGGCUGCUUUGGUGGCACUCUAAGUCUGCUCUGGGAGAACUGGUACACAUGGGGUGGUGCCGCUAUCGGCAUCGGUUUCUCACUGCUUGUCAAUGUAGUUCUCACCUGUUGCUAUUACAGAGCACUGAAUACGUACGACUCAGUGUAGACCCAGUUGCGCUCACUGUUAUCAUCGUUUCGUCUUGGCGACACACUGCUACAUGUAUGUAGCCGGGAGUAGUAAAAUUCCGAUAUUUUACUACUCCCUGUUAUGUAGCGCGGUCGGUGAUCAUUCCAAGAGACCAACUCGUCCUGUCAUGGUUUCACAAAGUGUCCUGCGAAGACCACUACCGGUACAGGCACGGCGAGCUGCCACUACGAUUUAUUAGCAAGCCUCGUCUGCAUAUGGCGCUGGGCAGCAGAGUCCGCAGCUGUCCCUUGCCGUGAGCAUGGAUUAUCAUGGACUUUCAUGGUGUGUGUGUGUGUGUGUGUGUGUGUGUGUGUGUGCGUGUGUGUGUGUGUGUGUCGUAUAGCUGUUUGGAUUAAAAUCCUUUGAGACAGCGCUAGUCAUUGCCCAAGCCGCAUUCCCGGCGACUGACUCUGUUGUGCAGUAUUGCGCAACAUAUGCCUCUCUUUGUAUUUUUCUAGAUAUUCUGUAGAUGAGAGCUGUAGAUAUGGUCAUUGAAAUGGCCCGGCCUUUAUGCAAUUAAUUAUUUAUAGAUCAUUCAGAUGGCCCGGCCUCUAUUUAUGUUAGUCUCUAGCUAGGUCUUUGUCACGAUCGUAAUAUCUGCUUAUACUACUAUGUAGUUUGAGAGUUAAGGUACUUGAGACCUAAAAGGAAGUCUUGAGCGCCACCCGCACAGCUCUAUGUAUUCUGCGCGUGGUGCCCCGUAUGAAGGGCCGUAUCAGUACCUGCCUCAUGAUACUCUUGCUCAGCGGUGACGCAUGGGUGGUCUAUUGCUGCUGUACUUCAGAGCACUCCGUUUCCCCUACUAGUUGCCUGUCACCAGGCGAUGAGCCCGGUGACAGGCAACAUUUCCCAUGUUUGCUGGA
Messenger RNA from Sycon ciliatum, 1741 nucleotides. Its product is annotated as tetraspanin-7-like. Lineage: Eukaryota; Metazoa; Porifera; Calcarea; Leucosolenida; Sycettidae. The record is from RefSeq and is a predicted model, not a curated record. Gene Ontology annotation, cellular component: plasma membrane. The coding region runs from base 153 to 857 and encodes 234 amino acids. The transcript is spliced from 8 exons.